GUACAAACAAAAGAGAUAUGAUUAAAAAAGAUCCCAUCACCUUUCCACCCUCCCCCUUUUUUCUUCUUCUUCAUCUAAUCAUCCCCACCUCCUUCUUUUUAACCUCUAAUAUAAAUACAUAUAUAACAAUUUUUAUCCUUUCUUCUUUUUCUUCUUUUUUUUUAUAUACCUUUUUUUUUUCUUUAAAAAUAAUAAUAUACAUGUCCAAAGCUUCAA
Messenger RNA from Cokeromyces recurvatus, 216 nucleotides. RefSeq lists its product as uncharacterized. The transcript has a single exon. The record is from RefSeq and is a predicted model, not a curated record. The annotation marks the transcript as partial. NCBI's taxonomy places the organism in Eukaryota, Fungi, Mucoromycota, Mucoromycetes, Mucorales, Mucoraceae.